Miscanthus lutarioriparius is the source of this 2220-nucleotide messenger RNA. Lineage: Eukaryota; Viridiplantae; Streptophyta; Magnoliopsida; Poales; Poaceae. The record is from the annotation of a GenBank genome assembly.
AUGAGGAGGGGAGCCGCAGACCACACUAUCACGAACCUGAGCCUCGCGACGAGCAUCUUGCCGAACUGGAACUCCAACGCUGCCAGCAGCAGUAGCAGCACAAUGCAUGUGACGAGCCCCGAGAGAGCAGCAACGAUCCGGCCGACGUCGACCUCUGCCUCCGUGGUCGUCAAGCCCGCUACGUGGCAUCCCAAGGUGGAUCACUGCACUCUGCUGUCGCACUCUUGGCCAAUCACUCGAGUAGGACAGACCUCUGCGAAGAACAUGAGGCACGGCGAGGGGCAGAUCCAGGAAGAGGAGCAACGAUCGAGUGAAGCAAUGGAGGCGUUUUCAUUUAUCAUCAGGCAACUCUGCGAUGGUGAGCACUUUCGCUGCACACCAAGUGUUUGGCUAAAUGCUUCAGUCAACUGCAGUGAACCAACCAUGGGAUCCUCCUCGGAUUUGGCUCCUCAUUUGGAUUUCAAUCUUGGUCUGGAAUUCCAAGAUGAGGUUCGACGGAGCUACAAGUCUCCGGUACAUCAUCCUUAUCCCACUCCCAAUGGCUCGUUCUUCCUUCUGGUCACAUUCCGCCGUUUCCUGUUCCGCCUGACUGAGGAUACGGUUGCUCUGGCACUGCAAUCCUGUUUGGGUGGCAAAGCUCUGGACUUUCAUGUUCAAUUCCUAAGCAACAAUCAUUUUCGGUUCUCGGUGUUCUCGAAAGAUGUUGGCUUCUUUGUUUACAAACUCUGCAGAGUCAUUACCAACAUGUUUGAUAUCUAUUUUCAUCUUUGGAACAAUGGCACACCCCACUGGGAACGUGAGAAGCAUGCUUGGGAGAUCGAGCAAGAAAAAGAAUGGACAAAGCGUGGUGAGGUCCUCGACAUCUGUCCUGAGGAUGUUUUGGGAAACAAUGCUACAAAUGAUGGAAGCUCAUCUCCAAGUGAUGCCAGCUCAACUCAGAUGGAGGAUCAUGCUCGCUUUGUUGCUUCACAGACCCGUUGUGCAAAUAUGCUCAUGCUCCACAAAAAUGGCCUCCCGAGUGAUACUGAACUGAGACAGAGGGCAGCAGAUAUGCUUUAUAACUCAAAUGCAGUACCUCCGAGGUUCACCCUUAGGGGUAUUUUUGUAGAUGGGGCAAGCAGCUCGAGAAGCCAACAGCAGAUGCACAGGCCUAUCACCAUUGACACCUCUAGAUUUGCACAUCCUGUUGAAAAUGAAGAUGCAACCAGAUUAGGUGGUCAGAACAGAAGGGUGAACCAUCCUCCACCUGAAGCAUCUGGUGUGGCAGUUGUAGUAUGGCGCCCUGCUCCUGCUGUGGAACUGUUGAGAGCUUUUCCCUAUUUCAUGGAGUGUCGGUGUAUUGCACUGGCCCUUGCAGCAUCCAAGAUUGGUCCUCCACUGACCAUUGAUGCUAUGGGGAUUGUACAUGAGGAGGUGGAUCUGCAAAUUUGGGUUCAGAACUCUAUCCCUGCCAGCCCUGUUAUGCUUGAGGAUGAGUUACCCGAGAGUUCAGCUCCUGUCAUCCCUGAUCUCACCCCGACUGGUACACUCUUCUUGUGCGCUUCUGGCCCAUCUAAUCUUGAAAUUCAAAUUGAGGGAAUCAGGCCUGGUCCAGAAAGCAGCAUGGGCCGGGCUGAUGGCAACCAAGCUCCUCAGAAACGCAAGGAUAUGCUCCUCCCAAAUCUUGUUUCCAUCUCUGAUCCACGCACGCCUCUAACCCAAACAUUUGUGCGUCGCAGCACUCGCCUCUCGUCCGACAAGGAGGGUUUCCGCCCGGUCAGAAUCGAUAAAGAGCCCUCUAAGCGGAGCAAGAAUUGGGUGGUAGAAGUCGAUGAAGUCAAAGGGGAGAUAAAACCCAUCUCAACUUCUUUUCUCAGAGGAUGGGGUAUACAAUGUGGUGUUGACCCUAGCGGUCUCGACGAUGACGAUCUUAUUUAUUACAGGCGCCUCCUCCAUUUGUUCCCGAUGAAGAUGACAAAGAACAGUAAAGAAGGGAAGAAGCGGAUGGAGAGCACUGGAGCUUCUAUGGGCCAGAAGAUCGUUUUUGUUUCCAACCAAGUCCAUUAUCCUAUCGUGCUAUCGAUGUGCCUGUGUUGGAACAGCCUAUAUUUUGUGUUGGUUUCGGUUAAAGCUGAUCACAAUGCUCAUGUUCGCUAUGAUUCAUAUCUAUCAUGUGCUGAUGAUCCUAGUGACAUCAGUGAGAGCUGCCCCCAUAAAUUUGUUAUCAAUGAAUACACGUGA